AUGGCCAGUUUCACCGGUAUCACUGCGGUUGCCAACGCAACCAACGAUAUGGCUACAUUCAAACAAGCGAUGAAGGACGUCGCUGCUCAUCCAGAAUGGCUAAGCUCCAGACAAAUUGAACGUCAACGUUGGAAUCCGUAUUCCAUGGAAGGUGGAUCCACUUGUGCCAUCUCUGGAGAAAACUUUGCCAUCGUGGCAAGUGAUACAAGAAUGACGCAGAACGAUAUCAACAUUCUGACCCGUGACGCGGAGAAGAUUCAUGUCUUGAAUGACUCGAUUAUUCUCACCACUUCUGGUUUCUAUGGAGAUGUUCUCCAACUCAAGAAGGUGCUCCAAUCUCGUCUCCAUAAAUAUCGUUUUGACUACCGUGCGGAUAUGUCCGUUGAUCUCUGCGCUGAGUUGCUCUCCCGUAACUUGUAUUACCGUCGUUUCUUCCCAUACUACACUGGUGCUAUCCUUGCCGGUAUCGAUGAGAACGGAAAGGGAGCCGUAUUUAGUUACGACCCAAUUGGAUGCAUCGAAAGACUUACUUACUCUGCCAGUGGAGCCGCAGAGCCAAUGAUCAUCCCAUUCUUGGAUUGCCAGAUAGGACACGUUACCCUUGCUGAAGGAUACGAACGCCCGCAGCUCACACUCGAAAGAGCAAUUUCAUUGAUGAAGGAUUCUUUCCGAGGAGCCGCUGAACGUGAAAUUUCGACAGGAGACAAAAUUCACUUGGUGAUUGCUGAAACCGGAAAGCCAGUUGUCCAAAAAUUCCUUCCACUUCGUGAAGAUUAA
Messenger RNA from Caenorhabditis remanei, 777 nucleotides. RefSeq lists its product as uncharacterized. Gene Ontology annotation, cellular component: proteasome core complex. The record is from RefSeq and is a predicted model, not a curated record. Bases 1 to 777 code for a protein of 258 amino acids. The transcript has 3 exons. Lineage: Eukaryota; Metazoa; Nematoda; Chromadorea; Rhabditida; Rhabditidae.